GAGAGGAUACAGCCGGGAUGCAACGCAGUGCCGCGUGAAAAUCAAGGAGCUGAGACAAGGCUACCAGAAGACCAAAGAGGCAAACGGACGCUCCGGAUCCCAUCCCCAGACAUCCCGUUUCUACGAGGCACUGCAUUCCAUCCUCGGUGCGGCCGCCACCACUACCCCACCACUGACCGUGGACUCUGAGGAUGGGAUAUUGUCCACGGCCGGUUCCUCGGACAUGUUAGCGGACGGGGAAGAUGAGGAAGGAGAUGAGGAGGGCGAGGCAGUCGGCAGCGCUCACAACGCUGAUUUCCCCGACAGCCAGGAUCUCUUCAUCACCCUUACAGAGAUCCCCUACGAAGCGUCCCCAGCCGUUACCCCGGACACAGAAUCUGGGGAAGGAUCAGCCACCACAUCUGCGACUGUCUCACAACGUAGCCUGGCAUCACACUCCCAGAGGCUAGCGAAGAUUAGGCAUAGGAAGAAGAGGACACGGGAGGACAUGUUCUCUGAACUUAUGGCCUGUUCCCAAGCCCAGGCAGCACAGCAGACCCAGUGGCGGGAGAAAUUGACCCAAAUGCAGCAAGCAAACAUGGAUCGGGAGGAGAGGUGGCGGCAGGAAGACCAGCAGGCGACUCAAACGCUGCUUGGACUACUGAGGGAGCAAACAGACACGCUCCGGCGCCUUGUGGAUGUUCUGCAGGAACGGAGGCAGGAGGACAGAGCCCCGCUGCAGUCCAUCUCUAACCGCCCUCCCCCGCCACCAAGUCCCAUACCCAUCUCACCCAAAGUGCAAAGAAGGAGAGGCGGCAGAGUCCCUGCUAACUCUCACUCCACCCCUGCAGAGAGCUCUAGUAGCAGAAGGCUCUCAUUCCCCAAAACUUGAAAAGUUCUUUCCUUCCCGCCUGACACAAGCCCCCGUCCAAGUUUCACCUCCCACUUCCAUGUGUAGUUGAUAAUAAAAAAUACGUUUCUGUUAA
Molecule: messenger RNA, 965 nt
Organism: Malaclemys terrapin pileata
Lineage: Eukaryota; Metazoa; Chordata; Testudines; Emydidae
Exons: 2
Coding region: 224-871 (215 amino acids)
Source: RefSeq, a predicted model, not a curated record